GCCUGGAUACACUAUUUCAAAUCCCCGAGACUAAUAUAGCCGCUCUGCAAGUUUAUUCGGAUAUUGUUCAAGCUCUUUCAACGAACCUGAUGCCUGUGUCCCUGAGUGGGAUGACAUCAAAACCCACUUACCCAUGUUAUAUUAUGGAGUGAUCGAAAGUGCGUUUAUCAAUACCUUGUUUCAGGAUAUCGCCAUGGUACUUCCUGGAGCGUUCGCGACAGCCGACGACCACUGGCUCAAAAAGACCGUACCAAACUGGUUCUGAGGGGCAAGCGAUCUCGCCGGGGAAGAACAACAAUAUCAGGAGCAUAAGGAGCUCAGUGAGGCCAUCGAAACCGAGAUGGAACCAGAAGAUCCCACAUCAGGAGACAACUCUCGUACGUGGCAGCGAAGGUCAUUGUCAAGGAUAUUACGAGGUCUACAGUUCACCUCAAAUCUAGCCGAGGGUGUGGAUCCCGAUGACACUUUGCACUCAUUGCACAUUCAUAGUGAAGGAGACAAUCAAGGACACCUCAAUGCUUUUCCGCCAGGCUCCAGAGAGGAAAUCAGUGGCAAAAAUCGGAAGGAGAAGACGGCCGAAGCAAACACCGCGGCUCCAGAAAAGAAUUAUGUUGCUGAGUAUUCCAGAGCAACUUCGCAACAACCGGAUCAGCUCCGCUCUAUCACAUCCAUCCUUUGGUUCAUGCCACACCUGGGGCCUCCUCGGAAAACUGCGAAAAGAGAUAUGAAGAAGGCCACGGCUGACGCGCAUGGCGAUUUCGAGGACUUUUAUAAGGAGUGGUGGGACAUUGCGAGACGAUCUGUCCAACGUGGAAUAUGGAUGGGUCAGAUAUCGACAGACAUUUGAGGGCGCUAAUGCAGUGGAUCCAAGUUUAUGUUUCUU
Messenger RNA from Eremomyces bilateralis CBS 781.70, 883 nucleotides. RefSeq lists its product as uncharacterized. The record is from RefSeq and is a predicted model, not a curated record. NCBI's taxonomy places the organism in Eukaryota, Fungi, Ascomycota, Dothideomycetes, Eremomycetales, Eremomycetaceae. The transcript has a single exon. The coding region runs from base 341 to 847 and encodes 168 amino acids.